CGAUCUGAGCGCCUCGGGACGGCGCGGGGUCACUGUCUCCGCCUGCGUGCUUUUUUCAUAAUUCGGGUAACAUCGUGUGUGUCGUUUUGAUUUCUUUGCUAUUACGGCGCACCUGGUUAGAGGUAUGACAGGGGGGUGACUUUCUCCUUCUCUCCUCCUCUUUGCCCCGACGCUGUGAUCCUCUCGAGCACCUUACAGGUGUUUGCGCAUGGCGAGUAGCUCUGCUCCACCAUAUACUGGACCACCGCUGGAGUCCUCCAGUUACGCACAGCAGAAAGCCCACGCUCCUCAGCCAGCUCCUCGCACACACCUAAGCACUGUACAGAGUGGUCCCUAUAAUCACCAGCAGUCUCCUGGCCCUCAACACCACAGUCCUUUGCCCAUGGAGAACAUCCCUGAUCCACCAUAUCCUGGCCCACCUCUGGACUCUUGGUCCAGCAGUAACUUCACACCCUAUCCAUGUCCUCAGACACACCACAUCCCACCGGAGGGCAGUCCCUAUACUCACCUGCACCCUCCAGGUCCUCAACGCCAAAGUUCUUUGCCCACAGAGAGGAUGCCCAUGCGUACGUAUUCUGGCCCACCACUGGGGUUUGAUUCCACCGUUUCAGACCAAAAAGCCUUCAGCUACGCUCCCGCUCCGCACACACACUACAGAAGUGAAGGGGACUGCAAGGGAAGUCCCUGUACUCAUCUGCCCUCUCCUAAUCAUCAACACCCCUGCCAUUCGGAGCCAUCUGGAACAUACAGAGAGGGUGUUCCCUGUCAACACGCACAUUCAGACUGUAAGCCCACCUGCUGUCCUCAACCUGCAAAUCACAGCAUGAUGAAGCACAAGGACUUCCCUCACGCACAGCCCCAGAUGGAGCAUCAUUGUUGCUCCGAGAAGAGAACCACUGAUUACUUCAAGCACACUACGGAGUACAGGAAAACCAGUGUAAACAACCUAUCUCCAUAUCCACCGUAUCCCAGCCCCGGUCUGAACCUGCAGCCACCCAACCCUGUGCAGCAAGUCAUAACAGAUAGCCCUGCACCCAUGUAUAGACCUGGAUACGGUUAUUAUACCACUCAGGCGACUCAGCCUGGGGUCCAAGUGGUCCACAGCGGCGGGACUCAGAUGGUAAUCCAGCCCCCUAGGCAGACAAUGGUGGUCGGCGGGGCAACACACACCAUAAUCCAGCCUGCUGCUCCACCUACUAUGAUUAUCCAGCGGGCAAAUCCGACUGUUCGAGUCGUCCAGCCGCAGGUUCUGCCUACAGUGAUCCAGCGACCUGCAGCCAACACCGUGGUUUAUCGCCGUUAUUACUGAAGUCAUGCGAGUGAACCCUUCCAGGACGACACGGACGACGCUCCAGUGAAGACUCCAGCGGGAUUUUACGCCAUGUCGAAAAUUCCUCCCGUAUUCAUUAUCGAGUCCUUAAUCAGAUCGUAAAAUAAGCGCAGAGUUACGCUCGGACAUCAGCUCUCCUCGUCCACUCGGACUCCUCGUCCGUCCUCGCCGAGAUUCUUUUUCUUCUUCCCUUUUGUGUAUCCGUGGUGAUUAGAUUAGUAAAUCCUUAUGUUAUUGGUGUAUUACCACAAAACCUACAGCGCGGUACGAGCCAGGUGUGCACAAACGGUACUCGUGUAAUAAUGUAAUAAAGUAAUGAAGUCAUACGUUUUGAUGAAUAAGGGACAGCAACGAGUACCGCUGUAUAUCAGGUCGGGUAUGAGAUUAAGAUCAUCGCGAUGCGAUUCAUGGUUUCUGGGUAAGGUUUUCUCCUCGAGGUGUCAGCAGCCUUCCAAACGAGGCUUUUGGGUUGUUGUUUUUUUUCUUUUCUUUAAUGGUAUGAAACGCUCCAGAGUGAGAACGUGCACACUGCAAAGGAGGUGCAUGAUUGUAAGGGGAGGGUGGGUGUGGCGGGGGGGCAUCCAUUUCCACGAUGUUCAUUAAUCACCUAUCAAUAUAACAUCACAAUAAAAUCUGAUUAAAUCACACUUUCUCCUGUAUCAACACAAGCCUGUUCACUUACUGACUAAAGAUGCUCAUAAACCACUUUGUCAAUGUCACACACGGCUUAAGAAAGUGUCAUAAAGUCUAUUAUAAUGCAGUCUAUUAGCACUUUAUAAAUAUGUUUCCUUUUAAAUAAUCAUAGCAGUGUGUCGAACACCUUACGAAUGCAUUGUAAACGUGUUACGCAGGUACUUGUGGGUCAUGACAUCUUUGGCCUCUGUAGAAAGUGUUACAUGUGUAUUACAUGUGUAUUUUUUUUUGUUUUCCCAUCGUCUUAACCCUCGUGUUUUAUUUAGACGACGUUUACUCGCCGUCGGGUGUCGCGGAGACCUCAGUCGCUCGUGUCUGACGUUAUAAUAAACGUUCUAUUGAAUCACGAA
Molecule: messenger RNA, 2373 nt
Organism: Ictalurus punctatus (channel catfish)
Lineage: Eukaryota; Metazoa; Chordata; Actinopteri; Siluriformes; Ictaluridae
Exons: 13
Coding region: 209-1309 (366 amino acids)
Source: RefSeq, a predicted model, not a curated record